Psilocybe cubensis is the source of this 1209-nucleotide messenger RNA. RefSeq lists its product as uncharacterized. The transcript is spliced from 3 exons. Bases 1 to 1209 code for a protein of 402 amino acids. Lineage: Eukaryota; Fungi; Basidiomycota; Agaricomycetes; Agaricales; Agrocybaceae. The record is from RefSeq and is a predicted model, not a curated record.
AUGGCCAGUCUUUUCGCCCGACGAGCGUGCGCUGCAUUGCCUAGAGGCGUACUUGUCCGUGUGCCAUCGCGCUCUGCUCUACUAACUCGUUCAAUACAUGUCUCGCCCAUUGCUCAAAAGAAAAAGUCGCGAACGGCAGCCAUUGAGGAAGAUGACCUCUUUGCAGACGACCUUUUCUCUGAAGACCUGGUUUCCGAUACCUCCAGUGUUGCUCCGAAAAGCCAAGCUGCGCCCACCACCACCACCACUACCACCACCACCAGCGCGUCUUCGACUACCUCCACCACCGAGACUGUUUCCAAACCAAAAUGGGUCCGUCGCAGAAAAGCCAAAUUGGAACCCUCUACCCGACAGCAGCGUUUUGAAGCACACCUCGCAUAUAUCACCCCACGCCUUGGGCGUACGCCGGAGGUUGCGAACCCGCGCAUCCGCAAGCGCCUGCUCAUAACACUCGCGCAGCUCGCGAAGACCGAGGAAGAACUCACGAAGGUGUCGAAUUUGCUUCCUGGUUAUCAUGCCGCGGGGCUUGAGGUCCCUGAAGGGUACGCGGAGGUGUUUGCGCGCCGUUGCCAGGAGCUCACCUGCCCGCGCCUAGCACUUGACGUCUUUGGAAACUUCCCGCGGUACCAACUCGCACUCACUAUUCCGGCAGGUCAAUACCUUGUCCAGUCUCUCGCCGUGCACGAUCCCAAGCAGCUUCCUAUCGCUCUUGCCCUGUUCAGCGCGUACAAGCUGCCUCCUCUGGCUGAAGACCUGACGACAGCUGCCAUCGUCGCUGGCGCUUUCGCAAACGUCAAGUCCAAGUCCAAGAAGAACACUGAAAAGGCCCCGGUACUACGCGCCCUCGUCGAGGAUUUGCGCGCCCCCAUUGCCCAGUUGCUCGAGCGCACGAAGCAGGAGACGGAGGCAGCUGCGCAGAAAGCUUCCAAAGCUGCUGCUGCUGCCACCGCUGCGGCAUAUAAACAGGCAAAGCGCCAGCCAGACAACCAGGCCACCCGCAGAACCCUGAGCAGCGCAAAGCGACGAGCUAGGGCAAUGCGGGCUACCCCGCCCGAAACGGCGAAGAAGAUGAACUGGGUUGCGUGGUCUCUGCAUCGCGCAAAUAAGGCAUACGUUUCGAAGGCGGUGGCUGGCGGCCAGCCGUUUGUCGAUCCGGCACUGGUGCCAGCGGGCAAUAGGGCUAUUGCACGCUCAGUGGCUAAGGCGUAG